Molecule: messenger RNA, 1401 nt
Organism: Piliocolobus tephrosceles (Ugandan red Colobus)
Lineage: Eukaryota; Metazoa; Chordata; Mammalia; Primates; Cercopithecidae
Product: chromobox protein homolog 1
Exons: 1
Coding region: 241-798 (185 amino acids)
Cellular component (GO): nucleus
Source: RefSeq, a predicted model, not a curated record
CGGGCAGCGCAGAGUGCGAGGCUCUUUUGUUCGGCUGAGGGGAGGGCCGUUGGCUGGGGCCUGCGGUACGCCGCUUCAGUUAGGGGCUCCACUGCGGCCACCCGGCUUGCUGCCUUACUGGGCGCCACUCCCCCAGGCGACCCGACGCGACGCGCCAGUAGCGCAGCACCGAUUCUUCUGGGGCUCCUGGGCGCUGCUCUGAGCAGCGUCACCCUUUACACCAGAAAGCUGGCGGGCACUAUGGGGAAAAAACAAAACAAGAAGAAAGUGGAGGAGGUGCUAGAAGAGGAGGAAGAGGAAUAUGUGGUGGAAAAAGUUCUCGACCGUCGAGUGGUAAAGGGCAAAGUGGAGUACCUCCUAAAGUGGAAGGGGUUCUCAGAUGAGGACAACACAUGGGAGCCAGAAGAAAACCUGGAUUGCCCCGACCUCAUUGCUGAGUUUCUGCAGUCACAGAAAACAGCACAUGAGACAGAUAAAUCAGAGGGAGGCAAGCGCAAAGCUGAUUCUGAUUCUGAAGAUAAGGGAGAGGAGAGCAAACCAAAGAAGAAGAAAGAAGAGUCAGAAAAGCCACGAGGCUUUGCUCGAGGUUUGGAGCCGGAGCGGAUUAUUGGAGCUACAGACUCCAGUGGAGAGCUCAUGUUCCUGAUGAAAUGGAAAAACUCUGAUGAGGCUGACCUGGUCCCUGCCAAGGAAGCCAAUGUCAAGUGCCCACAGGUUGUCAUAUCCUUCUAUGAGGAAAGGCUGACGUGGCAUUCCUACCCCUCGGAGGAUGAUGACAAAAAAGAUGACAAGAAUUAAUGCUCCUGAGUACCAGCCCCUGUCACAUCUGACUGGGUUUCAAGUGGGAAGGGAAGGAGUUCUACUUGUCUUGACACCAUAGAAGUGGCUUGAGAAGAUGUCCUUUGAAGAGCCAGUAUAGUUUCUGUGCCCUGCAGCAGCCCAAGUGCUUUAAAGCCGUUUCAAGCUGUAUAGUUUGCACACCCAUCCCAGUGGAGGGGAAAGGGGAUAAGUGUUUCAAGGCAACUUUUCUGCACUUUGCUGAGAAAAGCAAAGGGCCUUCUAUGAAGGACAAAACUUGCAGAAUUGGGUGUGUGGGAGAGCAAAAAAUACUGUAGAUCUUCAAAGAGCAUCUCCACAACCCACAGCCUUCUUCCCAAUAGUGUUAACUCUGCAUUUUUACAGCGUAGCAUGUGUGUAGUCUUUGGCUAUUACUGGUGUAUUAUUUGGGGGAGGGAUGGGGAGGGGAGAAAGGGAGAUGGGUAGCAUCACUUUGAUUAACAUUUGGGGCCUGAUAGGGGAAAUGGUGAAGCAAUGGAAAAGAACAGACAACUAAUGAUUUGCUUCUAUGUCCAGAAUAUUUUACCUUAAACAAAAAAAAAAUGUCAUUGGCACCAUAAAUAA